UGUACGAAGUAAUGGAGAGAGUCGAGAUAACAAGUUCUGCGCUGAUGAGCAACGCAUAGGGUUAUUGUAGAUGCAGAUAACCUAUCACCGACUCGCAACUUUCAAGUAAAUCUAGGAAGGGAAACAUCUUCUGUUUUUCUGGAUUUCAAAACAAAGCCAUGGAUUUUAUACAGGCAUAAUGGUGUGAAAUUAUAUAGGAUCGCUUUAUCGCAUAUACAAGUAUUUUUUAGUAGUAUUUGGAAUUGGUAGAUAUUCCAGAUCACGUCUACGUCUGUCGCAAAGGUGAACAAUUUUCGAUCCUCGGAUUCCUGUAGGAGUUGACCGCCGGGAGUUGCGGUGUAUCCGACCAAAGCUUGAAGCCGUGUCGCUUCGCUCUGAAAACAUGGCCAAGUAAAAUUUGCCAAAAUGUCGCUUAAAUCUUUAUAUCGUGUCAACAUAACUGUACACCGUGGACGGAGAAAAUAAUUUGGAUUAUACAACUUACAUUUCGGUCGGAAUAUACUGAUAGAAACCACUGCGAUUGCAAACACUAGUUGAUUUCAAGCCACUACCUUGGAGUCAUGUUCAGCUAAGCCUUGUUCCUUACGGAGCGGAGCAUCCUCAGCAUGUCUUACAGGGGUGUACCUUACUAUGACAACUACUCGCUUGGAUAUGUGGUGGAGUUUGUUAAAGAGAACCAGACCAGGUGUUCCAGCUGGCUCCUCCUGCCUGCAGAGAACCUGUGGCCAGCAUGGCUACGAUGCACGCUAUACCUCAUGGCCAUGUUCUAUCUGUUCAUCGGUAUCGCUAUCAUCAGCGACGUCUUCAUGUGCAGCAUCGAGAUGAUCACCAGCAAACAGAAGACAAUCAUCAAAUAUGACGCGGAACGCAAGGUCCACGUCAAGAAGGAGGUCCUCGUCUGGAACGAGACCGUCGCCAAUUUGACUCUGAUGGCUCUUGGGAGCAGCGCGCCAGAGAUCCUUCUCAACACCGUUGAGACCUUGCAGAACCUUACGGAACCGCCAAAUCGAAAGGAUAGCUUAGGGACCUUCACGAUCAUCGGCAGCGCUGCGUUCAAUCUUCUAAUAAUCACGGCCGUUUGCGUUGUCAGUGUUCCCUCACCGGAAGCGAAAAAAAUCAAAGAAUUUGGAGUGUUUUUGGUAACAACUGCGUGGUCCUUAUUUGCCUAUGUUUGGAUUCUUAUCGUGGUCUUAUGGAGCUCAAAAGGAGUUGUGGAAAUCUGGGAAGCAUGGGUUACACUAGGAUUCUUACCCUUACUUGUUCUUACAGCGUAUGCCCAAGACUCUGGAUGGUGGUGUAAGAGAACACCAUCUGUUGGCAAUGAUCCUAAUUGUGGAAGUCAUAUGAAUGUAAGAGUCAUUAACGGGGGAGGAGUAAAGAAGAACAGUGUUUUCCAUGGGCCUUCCCGCCAACUAGCAUCUCUGGAAGCCGAGAAGUCUCAAAGUCAGCUGAAUCUGAAGCAUGCAUCCGAAGAGAAAACCCAUGGGAAUGACAUGGUUUUACGAGAUUUAGAAGCAGGAACGGAAGACAGCAGACCGCUCUAUCUGGAGGAAGAGAAGCAGCAGUUUGCCAGAGCCAGAUCAAGUACUGUGGUUAGUCAAGUAACGACUAUAAGUCAAGUUAGUCACCGAAGCUGGACCCCGCGAUACAGAUCAAGAUUCAGGCAUGCUGUGGUGCGAUCCAUGAUCGGGGGUAAGAAGCAUUUCAUGGCCCAGAGGAUAGCAGCUGGAGGAGCAGCGGGUAACCAACCCAGGCUACUAGCCCUGGUUGAUAAGGUCCAAUCUAUGCAGAAAGCUAGUGAUGGAGCGCUGUCAGAGGACUUAAAGGGAAAGUUCACCUUUGCUUCUCCUAACUACACCGUGAUGGAGAGCUGCGGCAAGCUGGAGAUUGAUGUCCUGUUCCACAGAUCAACUCCGAGAAGAACUCGCCAGCUCACUCAGGAGAAUGGUAGAGCCGGUCAUAACCAUGAGAUCGUGGAUGAAAUCAGCCGUAGCGAAGCCUAUGAUGAUUGUAUCAAGGGUACCGUCUAUGUGACAUACGAGACAAGAGAUGGAACCGCCAAACAGGGCACUGAAUUCACUCAUGCACAGGGAAAACUGGUUUUCACCGAGACAGAAUGGAGGAAGACAAUCACCGUCCCCAUCAUCAACGACACCCAGUACGAGGCCAACAUGGAUUUCUAUAUCAUCCUCAAAUGUCCCGAGGGAGGGGGUGCAUUGGGGGAUCCCAGUGUGACCAGGGUGACAAUCAUUGAUGAUGAUGUUCCUGGUGAGUUCACCUUUGAUUCACCAAACUACACAGCUGAUCUUGAGAUGGGUGUAGUGAUGACGACUGUUACAAGAUCCAAAGGAUUUGAUGGAACUGUCACCCUUCAGUAUGCUACCAUGGAUGGUAAUGCCAAGGGAGAUGUAAACUUGGAAGGUGGAGCUGACUACCGGUCCAUGGCAGGGACAUUGUGCUUCAAACAUGAAGAGAAGAGCAAGACCAUUGAGAUACCAGUCAAUAAGGAAUCAGUGGGUUUGAAGAACUUUGUGAUUGUUCUAAGGAAUCCUAGCAUUGGAGCCAAGCUUGGAGAACACAGUGCAGCUGUAGCCAACUUAAGACCAGAUGACAUUGGUGAGAGGGUCGCUCAGAUUCUUGAAGAUGAGGAGGAUGCAGAAACAUGGUUCGGACAGAUCAAAAAUGCAAUGACCCUAGGAGGUGACAUUGAUGAUAAUGGUAAGGAGGUCCCGCCCUCUAAGAUGGAUUGUAUCAUGCACUUCAUCACAUUCUUCUGGAAGGUCAUCUUUGCCAUGGUACCGCCAAAGAAUUAUUUUGGAGGCUGGCCUGCAUUCCUCGGAUCUCUGUUGUUCAUAUUUGCUCUGACAGCUGUGGUGGAACAGAUUGCUACGUUGCUGAGCUGUGUUGCAUUGAUAGAGCCUAGUGUAGCGGGUAUUACAAUCAUAGCCCUUGGGACCAGCGUACCAGACACGUUUGCAAGCAGAACAGCCGCUAUUCAGGACCAACACGCUGAUGCUGCCAUCGGCAAUAUCACAGGUAGUAACAGUGUGAACGUAUUCCUUGGCCUUGGACUACCAUGGAUCAUCAAGGUCAUGUAUCUAUACGUCAACUCAGACCAACCAUACUACGUGGGAACAGAUAACCUGGAUCUGGCUGUUAUCCUUUUCACAGGAGUUGGUACAUGCUGUAUAUGCAUCAUUAUAGGCAGGAGAUAUAUUGUUGGAGGUGAGUUGGGGGGCAAGAAGCUGACUAAGUAUCUGACUGGACUCUUCCUCUGCCUUCUCUGGGUUGUAUACGUCGUUGUUGCAUCACUCAGGUCAUACAAGAUCAUCUAGAAAGGUCAUCCAAGAAAUGCUACUAAGAAAUGCAACAAAGGGGACAUCACAAACAAUUGUUGCAUAAAAGACAGGAAUCAUGUGAAAAUCAUCAAAUCAUCAAUGGACAUUGCCAGAAGACUACCCAACAACAAGCUUGAUUAUUGAAGAAGCUGAAGGAUUAAAACAUAUUGCAAAUGAAGUGGCAGUUGCUUGGAAGAUAAUGAAAUUGACCCUUAAGCUAACAAGGGGAGAUGUCCAAGACAGACCUGUUGAUUUGCUAGACAAACUGACCAUCAAAGCUACAACGGAACAUCAAGUGAUGUUAUUCCCUUCUAAUGUCAAAAUAUAAAUUAGUGUAACUUGACGAAGAGGAUCGUAAUUGCCAAACUAAUUGCUUUGAACAUUCAAAUGUUAUGCAAAAAUAAAAUAAGAUUUUGAGAUGUAGUUUGACUAUUUAAAAAGCCUGCUGGCAAUUUAUAUAUUUUAAGCAUAUCUGUAGUAUUAAAUCGUCAAUGUGUGCUGUUGCAGUUUUAUUUUUUCUUAUAUUUUAAUUCUUUCGUGUGAAUAUUUUUGCUAUCUUUUCUGAAACAUUCCAUUUUUAAGUGUAUAGAUUGUAAUUUAUAUGUGAAGGUCGCUUUGAAAUGAUACAAAAUAUGGUUUUAGUUAAUGUCAAAAUAUUAUGGCCGGAGUCAUUGAGGAUAAAAUAUAAAAAUGUUACAUGUUACAUUUCCAAUGAAAUAUUACAGAUACAUUUCAGUGGAACAAACCUUUGAAUCUGAAAUUCAUUUAUUUAUUUGAAUUAAUAAAAAAUAAAUGUAUUUAAGAAAUCAACUUUUAAUUACUUUACAGAGAAUAUAUAGAGAAUUGAAAUAUAGAGAAUGUAACUGUAUUCAAGUGUUUUCAUAUUUUCCUACCCUCAUAAUUAAUAAACAAAGCCAUUAACCUUUUGAUAUUUCUUUUCAAAUUCAUGUAUCAAGAGUGAUAUACACUGUGAAGUGAAUACAAAUAAAGGGAAUGAUGCAUGUGUACUGUCUACUGACGAGUCACAGGUUUUUGAAUACUUUAUAGAAGGCUGUUUGCCAUGGUAACUUAUUGAUUGCUGAAGACAUUUCGAUGAAAGAUAUCAAAAAUUGUAACGAUAUGUAAAUAUAAAUGUAUUACACUAUAUCUGCCUUAAUUAUUGAAUGAAUCACAUAGUCUUCUAGAAAGUAAUGUAUAAAAGCUGGUAGUUUAAUCAAGUUUAUUGCAUUCUUAUGAAAUAUAUUUCCUGGGUUACAUUUAUAAUAAUUUUCUUUAUUUGGAAGCUAUAGAAAUUGGAUAUUAGAAAUUGUUAAUGUGCAUGUAGCUCAAUAUUUGAAUGAGGAAGUUAUUAUUAAGCAUAUAUGUAAAGAUUUAUAAUGAAAACAAAUUGAUGAUAUUGUAAUUGAAAAAAUGGGUAGAAUACCAUUAAAAUAUAACAUUGUGUAUUGUAUCUCGUUAAAAAUUAUCAACAAUUUUGAGGAAAAAACAAAAUCUAUUCACCUUUGGUUUCAUUCAAUACACAAGUUAAUCUUUAAAAAAGCAGAUUUUUGGUUGUAUCAUUUUUGGAUAUCACAGUUAGAAUAUAUUUUGAUAGAAUAAAAAUUGUGUACACUGGUAUGCUUUCAUCUGCCUAGAGUUAAACUUAAAUUUGUUCAUAAAGGAUUUGUCAAAAUGGUUAGAAACUAGUACCACAAUUUAUUAUUUGUGAUUUAUUUUUUCACUGCCAAACCUGAGUCUUAUGACAUGUUAGCACAAAUAUGUUUGGCUUUGAUUCUCAAUGCUAUACAAUGUAGGAGUAAUUUUUGAUGUGAGUAGGCUACUGGUAUGUAAAGUUUUCAAAUGAUUAGAAAAUGAGAUUGUGAUAUUUAAUAAAUCAUAAAUUGUAAAUGUAGUCAUGCACUCCAAUAAGUGAGGACGUUUGCAGAUAAACGUGUCUUUAUUAUCAAAAUGUCGAAAUAUCAGAGUUGUUUUAUUAUUCUCUCUCAUCUAUGCAUCAAACUUGAAUGUUGUCAGAUAUAUUUAUUGAAUAUGCCCAGCAUAUAUGUGUGCAAAUUUAGCAAGUUUCAAGAAAACAUUCUUACUCUGUACACGAUCUAACCAAAGUUUGUACAUGUCCAGUCGGUAGUACUUGAUAUGAAUGAAGCAAAGCUAUCGCUAGCUUUGCGUAGUUUUAAUAAUCUUUUAAUAGUAGUCAUUUGUAUAUAUUUUCUACAUUUCUCUUGUAUAUAGCUAAGCAUGUCUUGAAGUGAUGUAAAUUGUAUAAAUAUAUUCUAUUGCAUGAUGCCUAGAAAGUGAGUGCAAGGGGAUUCCCCUAAUAACAUGCCAUGUAUGUAGAUAUCAUUUACAAGUGGAUCAUGAUAAUGACUAAGUCUUCAUAUAUAUACGGUUAGUCUUUCAAACAAACAUAAAAAAAGGAGAAGAAGAAGAGAAGUAAAGUUUCUUGUUGCUGAAUUGCGGACAGUUGCAAUCUUAACAUUAUACUUGUAUUAUGACAAUUUUAAUCUUUUAUUGCAUUGUACUUCAUUGAAAUGAUUAAUUAUUCUUUUUAACACUAUUAAUCUUUCUCUCUAUGUACUAGUAUUGUGAAUCAUGAUUGGAAGCUGUUGAGAGAAGAGGUCAAGGGUCAAUGCUGAUCUGCGUAGACAUGAAGCGUUGCCAAUUUGGGAUCCAUAAAUGUUAGGAUCAACCUUUAAGAAAAUGCUGAACAAGAUUAUUUCCCUAUUCUAGAAAAGGCUGCCACUGUUGCAUGUCAAUGCAAAUGAAAAUAUAUCUUUAGGAAAUGUAAUUUAUUUUUAAAGGCUUUACGGUGAUUGGUUUUCAAAAACGGAAUCGGAUUUGGUUUAGACCCAAUAUUGAAUUACAAUUUUGAUUAAAAUGUUGACUAAAAAUCAAAACGGUUAUUGAAAUACAAUGUUAACUUUUAAAAAACUGGUGGAAAUUUUGUAUAAGAAGUAGACUAAAA
Strongylocentrotus purpuratus (purple sea urchin) is the source of this 6300-nucleotide messenger RNA. Its product is annotated as sodium/calcium exchanger 2. Lineage: Eukaryota; Metazoa; Echinodermata; Echinoidea; Camarodonta; Strongylocentrotidae. The transcript has 21 exons. Gene Ontology annotation, cellular component: membrane. Gene Ontology annotation, molecular function: calcium:sodium antiporter activity. Bases 606 to 3335 code for a protein of 909 amino acids. The record is from RefSeq and is a predicted model, not a curated record. Gene Ontology annotation, biological process: calcium ion transport; cell communication; transmembrane transport.